AUGAUCGAGGCUGCUUGGGCUUUUCUCGUGGCGGUGGCAUCGGCGGCAUGGACGGCGGUGACGUGGGCAGGAUGGAUCGUGGCUGGGGCAGCAGUGCUGGCGGUGGCGUCGAUGGUGGGAGGCGCGGCACUGACGUGGAUCAUUCGCAAGACAAAGGGCUUUGGGCUGGUUGCCGAGGCACCGGUUUCUGAAUUGGCCAACGUGGGCAAGACGGCGCCGAUGGAGACAGCGCGUGGCGAGGGCGAUGAGUCGAUCUCGUUCCUCCCGGACGAGGUCAUCUCGCAGAGCUGGAUCUUCAAGCUCGCCAAGGCGCUCAACCUGCCAUUUGCGCGCUGGUUCUGGGGCCUCUCAGUGGAGGGUCUCUCCAAGGUCUCGCGCGACAAGCCAUACCUAUUUGUCGGCCUCCACACCUCGCACAACCACGACAUCCUCGCCUGCAUCUUCAUCGUGCAGGACGAGACCGGGCGGACGGCCCGCUCGCUCAUCCACCGCAAGCUCGCCACAUCGCAGCCGUGGAUCCGCUUUGUCGGCUCGGUCCCGGGCUACCGCGCCACCGCGGUCAACCUUCUCCGCGCAGGCUACUGGGUGGCUGUCAUUCCGGGCGGCGCCGACGAGGCCAUGGCCGGCUACGACGCCGCCUACACGGUUCAAUGGCCCGAGAGCCGCAAGGGCUUUGCACGCGUCGCCGCUGCCGCAGGCGCAGACAUCGUUCCGGUCGUGACCUCCAACUCUGAGGAGAUGAAGUUUGUUCCGCUCUUCUGGCUCUGGUCCAAGCUCGGCGGCGGCGUCCUCUACCACAAGCUCCUUGCCAUUCCGGCCCUCAAGCAUCCGGUCCGCACUGUGGGAGUCAUUGCCUGGUUCAUCAGCGCAUGGAUCUCCAUCCCGCUCCCGGUCAAGGCAACCAUCCACGUCGGCGAGCCCAUCGUCCACGAUCCCGACCGAUCUGUCGACGACACGGUUGCCGUCACCAAGGACCAGCUCCGCGCCCUCAUCGCCACCCACCAGCCAGGCGGCCUCUCGUACUUGGCCGCCCUAAAGGCCCGGUGGUUUGGCGGCUCCAAGCCCAAGGCCGACCGAGGAGCUCUUCGCCCACUCGAGGAGGUUGUGGCUUCGCUCAAGACCAACAUUGAGCAUGGACUCUCGUCAUCUCAGGUUGCUCGCCGUGCUGCCGAGGCUGGGGCCAGCAGUGUCACGGGCUCGACCGUUGACGGCCAGAUCUCCGGCGGUGGCGCCUGUUGCCAAUGGAAGAACAGAAUUGUGGCCAGCGUGUUCAACUCGAUGCCGACCGUCCCCGGGCUCAUCCGCCAGCUCCCGCUCGCGUCUAUACUUGUGCUUCUUGCUACCAUCGCAUGGCUCUUGCUUGCAGAUGGCGGUGCCGAGUCCGCCAUCGCUCUCGCUGUUCUCCUCGCUCUCCACAUCCUGUUGAAGCUCGGGCGCAUCGGCUACGGGCUCGUACAGGCCCGCGGGGUGGAUGAAUUGCAAGUAACUGUUGUUGAUGGCCACGCUAUGACUUUUGCGACGCGCAACAGCAAACGCUGCGCCGUCGAGGUCAAGGACCUCGUGCCCGGCGACAUCAUCGCGCUCGAGCAAGGCACCUUCAUCCGAGCCGCAGUCCGGCUCGCCGGCGCAAGCCGCGAGUUCAAGGUCGACACAGGCUCUACCAUCAUCUGCCCCGAUCUCGGGACGAGCGUCUCUAAUGUGCUCCUUCCGGGCACCGCUGUUUUGGCCGGCGGUGGGACCGGGGUUGUCCUUGCCCACGGUGGCAAGGUGCCGGCGCAACUGCGGAUGCUGCUGGACGAGGGCAGCUAUGCGGCGUCGAGCAACGAUGGCGCGCCACAGUCGCGUCUCCCGCCCGGUACACACCGGCCUGUCAAGUCAUGGUUUGCACUUUGCGUCCUCAUAUGCUUUGUUGGCGUCGUUGUCGCCGCCAUCCGCGCAGCAGACGAGGCGUCAGCUGGAUCGAGCCGUGUCGCCGAGCUGGUGGCCAUCACGGUGGCUAUCGCGCUUGCCAUCAUCGCCUCGACCUCGUUUACCAUCUUGUGCGACAUUGGCUACGCGCGAACGGUCUUGACCUUCCUCAACCGCAAGAACAUGGUCGCCUGUCGCCAUCUCGAGCGUGAUACGCUUGGCUCACUGGCUUCGAUGACCACGCUUGUCAUGUCACACCGGCACCUCGGCGAGGAGGGCACCGACGUUACUGCCUUUGCUGUCGAUCUCGAGUUUGAACGUGCAGUGCGCGAUGAGCUGACUCGCCCGCGGCCAUCGGCUCAUGACCUGCUGACCCGUCUUGCAGCCGCUGACGAUACCGCUAGCUACUACUCCACCGAGCUCUUGGAUGGAUGCUCGACGAACUCGUCAUCAAGGGCCUACUCGGAGGAGCUGGCGGCGGCGGCAUCGGCAGAGGAAAAUGUGUUGUUUAGGCUCCUGGCCUCACUGGCAGGGAGUCACAUGAGCGACAUGGAUGUGGAGCCCGUCUCGUUGUCGUGGAUGCGCAGCGUCGAGCAGCGCACUGCGUUCGACGCCGGCGCGGUGGCGGCAGCUGCCCACCUACAGGCGACCGAUGCGUCGUUCUCCGGCUCGUAUUUGGCGGCUUUUCCCGACUUUGCCGUCGGCCCGUCGGCUGAAGUCUCGGCGUUGUUUGGCAAGCCAAAUCGCGGGACGUACCUGGUCCUGCUCGGAGCACCGGAUGCUGUCAUCAGACACACCAGCGCCGCUAGGCAGUCCGCUGGAACAGCAGCACGAGCCGCAGAGGCGAGUGGCCGCAAGGUUUGGGCUAUCGCUGUUGCCGCGGUGCCAAGUAGUGUUGCUAAGGACGGAUCAAUCGCAUCCUCCGAGCUCAGCCACACUCGAUUUGCGCUCGUCGGCUUUGUCGCGCUUGAUGGCUGGCACGUUGUCCCGCACGCCCGCAGCAGCAUCUGCGACAGCAUCCGCGACAUCCGCGAGGCUGGCGUUGACAUCGCUGUCUUUGGCUGGGAUGUUCCCGAGCGGCAGCUCCGCUCCGGGGCAAACGAAGUCGGGCUCGCCAAGCGCAACCUUGCCCACGGCAAUACGCGCGCUGGCCGUGAGCUCAUUUUGGGUCUCGAGUCCCGGGGCGAGACCGUCGGCUGCCUGGUGUUUGAUGGCGACGACGGCCGCGCCUUUGAUCGCGGCCAGCUGCUGAUGUCCAACAACCCAGAGAACUCGACUCACAUUGACUCUGUCUCGCUGACGCAGCCUGUGCUCGCAACGGUGGCACCGGCCAUUGUCCGAGCCCGUCUUUUCUACGUCUUCCUCGAUGUGGUUCUCCAGCACUGGCUCGCACUCCUCCCGUUUGUCCUUGCGCCUCUAGUCUUCUUUGGUGCCAGCGGCUCGCUCCUUCUCCUUCCAACUCCGGCGUACGUCGCUGGUCUACUUGUCUCGGGCAAUCUCAUCGCCCUCUCGACGUGGCUGGCUUCAACGGAUCUUGAAAGUGUUACCAACGUGUCGCGCGAGCUGAUGGGCUUUGGACGCACGGGAUGGGCUCGGAAGGUCGCGGCGUUUGCGGUAGGCUGCAUCCUCGCCGUCAUCACGACAUACUGGGCGGCGACCGAGGCCAAGGUGGCCGGAUGCACCGAUUGCCUCACCAGGUUUGACUCUGAGGCGGUCUGCCAUAGCUCGCUCGUCACGGUGACCGCAUCUGUGGCUGCCAUGUGCGGGCUUACGCUCGGCACCACGCUCGGAGGCACAACCCUGCUCUCCGCGCGCCCGCUCCCGGUUCGGGAGCUCGCUGCGCCGAUCGCCUCGAUGGCAGUCGUGGCUAUUUGCAGCGCAAUCGGCAGCCCGCUGGGCUUUUGUGUACCCAACCACAAGCGCGGCAGCGCAGUGGCUCGCAUCGUCGUCUUCAGCCUUGCUAUGUUCUUGGUCACCGGCAUUCUCGCCGUCGUUAACGUCGCCCUCCUCCGCCGAGGACUCGGCCUCGGCUCGAGCGCCGCCGCAAAGUAG
Thecamonas trahens ATCC 50062 is the source of this 3960-nucleotide messenger RNA. RefSeq lists its product as uncharacterized. Bases 1 to 3960 code for a protein of 1319 amino acids. Gene Ontology annotation, molecular function: acyltransferase activity. The record is from RefSeq and is a predicted model, not a curated record. Gene Ontology annotation, cellular component: membrane. The transcript has 3 exons. Lineage: Eukaryota; Apusomonadida; Apusomonadidae.